AUGUCCUCAGUCAGCGGCUUCCUCCGCCGUAAUUGGCAGGCUUACUCUCCCCCAGAGCCACCAAAGAACGCCAACGCUAUAAAGUUUGGAAUUCUUGGUGCAGCAAAUAUUGCUGCAACUGCUUUGAUCACACCGGCGAAAUCUCACCCCGAUAUUAAGAUCUAUGCUGUAGCGGCUCGUCAGAAGGAAAAGGCCGAGGCAUAUGCCAAAAAGCACAAUAUUCCUCACGUUUUCGACAGUUACCAAGCAAUCCUCGAUGACCCCUCCGUCGAUGCUGUCUAUAUCCCCCUUAUCGUUACCUUACACUGUGAAUGGGCCAUCAAAGCAAUCGCCAAAGGAAAGCAUGUGCUACUUGAAAAGCCAGCCACGGUCAAUGCAGCUGAAGCAGAGAUGCUAUUCCGUUCGCCAUUGCUACGACGGCCUGAUGCGCCCGUUCUUCUCGAAGCAAUGCACUUUCGCUUCCAGCCGAGUUGGCAAUAUUUCCUCAGCCUGGUCGACCGUCAGAACAUACAAACUGUUGAUAGCGUUGCGCUAUUACCAUCCUAUAUUAUACCCAAGGGUAAUGCACAGCUCGAAUACAACUUGGGUGGCGGUACUAUGCUUCAUCUUGGCACAUACCCUAUGUAUGCACUGCGUCAGAUCAUGGGUCGGGAGCCUGAAGAAUGUAUGGCAUGCAGAAUUAGAAGCGUCCCUCCUCCAGGAGAUCUCUGCGAUGAGUUUGCUGAGACAAGAUUUCGUUUCCCGAAUGGACGAAUUGGAAACGCGAUAAUUAACGCACGAGGAUCAAUCACCACUUUUCCAACAUUCAAUAUAUCAGUGUGUCAUAAAGAAAUCAAGUUGGACGAUAUGACACUCCCAAAAGAACAGACUAAAUGGAAGCUCAGGAAGCUGAGCGUCAGCAACUUCCUUAUAUCAUCCUUUUGGCACCGCAUUGACAUCGUGGAUGAGUACACCAUUCGGGAUGACAGGAAUGAUACAGACUUGAAGAAAUGGACAGUCAAACAAUCCAAGAAGGUCUAUACAUUCAAAGAUGCCGGGAUUGAUCAGCCGAGUGAGCCGUUUUGGUCGUCAUAUCGCCAUUUGCUGGAGCAGUUCGUCACCCGUGUUCGUGGGAAGCAAGGUUCUGGACUCUGGGUCGGCCAUGAAGACAGCAUUGCGCAGGCGAGAAUGAUCGAUAUGGCUUACGAGAAGUCUGGACUACCCUUGCGACCAACAAGAGAGUUUAGACUGGAAGAUUAUUCGGCUAGUUUGUUGGGGUGA
Messenger RNA from Fusarium fujikuroi IMI 58289, 1260 nucleotides. Its product is annotated as related to Oxidoreductase. NCBI's taxonomy places the organism in Eukaryota, Fungi, Ascomycota, Sordariomycetes, Hypocreales, Nectriaceae. Bases 1 to 1260 code for a protein of 419 amino acids. The record is from RefSeq and is a predicted model, not a curated record. Gene Ontology annotation, molecular function: nucleotide binding. The transcript is spliced from 3 exons.